This is a messenger RNA of Striga asiatica, 1596 nucleotides long. The record is from the annotation of a GenBank genome assembly. NCBI's taxonomy places the organism in Eukaryota, Viridiplantae, Streptophyta, Magnoliopsida, Lamiales, Orobanchaceae.
AUGUGCCAGCAGAACACCCCCACACCACCACCCAACAUCAAAACCCACCUUAUUCCUCCCAAAGCCCAUGAGCCGGACCUCCACACUCCCCUCAUCCCCCAAAGCCCAACAACACCGGCCCACCACCAAACGGACAAACCCUCCAAGCCCACAGCGGCCCACCUCUCCCUCGCCGUGCAAGAGUCCAUCUCCCUGGCCCGAAUCGCCCUCCCCAUGAUCCUCACGGGCCUGCUCCUCUACUCCCGGUCCAUGAUCUCUAUGCUCUUCCUGGGACGUCUCGGCGACUUGGCCCUAGCCGGGGGCUCCCUAGCCCUGGGCUUCGCAAACAUAACGGGCUACUCCAUCCUCUCGGGCCUUGCCAUGGGCAUGGAGCCCAUUUGCGGCCAAGCCUUUGGGGCCCAAAAGUACACCCUCCUCGGCCUCACCCUCCAAAGAACCGUGCUAAUGCUCCUCCUAACCUCCUUCCCAAUUUCCUUAUUGUGGCUCAACGUGAAACGGAUCCUCCUCUUAUGUGGCCAGGACGAGUCAAUCGCGGCCCAAGCCCAAACAUAUUUACUCUACUCGAUACCCGAUUUGCUGGCCCAAUCACUACUACAUCCAUUGAGAAUCUACCUCCGGGCCCAGUCCGUGAACCUGCCGCUCACACUAUGCGCCGCCGUUUCAAUCUUACUCCACGUGCCCAUAAAUUACUUCCUCGUCUCGAAACUUAAUUUGGGAAUCAAGGGCGUCGCGUUGAGCGGCGUUUGGACUAACUUCAACGUCGUCGUAUUAUUAAUAUUUUACAUAUUCUUUUCCGGAGCUUAUGAGAGGACGUGGGCCCGUUUGUCAGUGGGCUGCUUCAGGGGAUGGAAAACUCUCUUGGGCCUGGCCCUGCCCAGUUGUAUUUCUGUUUGUCUCGAGUGGUGGUGGUACGAGAUAAUGAUUCUACUUUGUGGGCUUCUCGUGAGCCCAAAAGCCACCGUGGCCUCGAUGGGCAUACUGAUCCAGACCACGGCUUUGAUCUAUAUUUUCCCGUCAUCCCUGAGCUUCGGGGUCUCGACGAGGGUUGGGAACGAGAUCGGGGCCCGAAGGCCCGAUAAGGCGAAACUCGCGGCUAUAGUCGGGCUUGCAUGCAGUUUCGGGCUCGGGAUAUCGGCCCUGUUUUUCGCGGUUUCUGUGAGGAACGUGUGGGCCGGAAUGUUCACGCGGGAUGAGGAGAUUAUCGCGCUGACGUCAAUGGUCUUGCCGGUAAUUGGGCUUUGUGAGUUGGGGAACUGCCCGCAGACGACGGGCUGUGGGGUGCUGAGGGGGACGGCUCGGCCCAAAGUGGGGGCGAAUGUGAAUCUGGGCUGUUUUUAUUUGGUGGGGAUGCCGGUGGCGGUGGGCCUGGCGUUCUUUUGUGGGAUGGACUUUGAAGGCCUGUGGUUUGGGCUUCUGGCGGCCCAGGCCUCGUGUAUGGUGACGAUGGUGGUGGUUUUGGUCAGGACGGAUUGGGAGUUGGAGGCCCGGCGAGCGGAGGAGCUUACCAAAGGGUACGAAAAGGUCUCCGUUACUGAAGAUGAUGAUGAUGAUGGAAAUCAUGAGAAGCUAGUUAAACAAGGAGAUUGUUUGUGUUAG